Sphaeramia orbicularis (orbiculate cardinalfish) is the source of this 4407-nucleotide messenger RNA. It is a transcript of the gene htr7a, whose product is annotated as 5-hydroxytryptamine (serotonin) receptor 7a. The transcript has 2 exons. Gene Ontology annotation, cellular component: plasma membrane. Bases 583 to 2061 code for a protein of 492 amino acids. Gene Ontology annotation, biological process: adenylate cyclase-activating adrenergic receptor signaling pathway; vasoconstriction; smooth muscle contraction. Gene Ontology annotation, molecular function: G protein-coupled serotonin receptor activity. The record is from RefSeq and is a predicted model, not a curated record. NCBI's taxonomy places the organism in Eukaryota, Metazoa, Chordata, Actinopteri, Kurtiformes, Apogonidae.
ACACCCGAUAGCAAAAUACACUGGAAUCGAUACAACUUUUUUUCUCCUGUGCACCAUUACGCACGGUCAUACGCACACAGCGCUUGUUGAGACAUUUUCGCCAAACUGAAUUCCAAACAUUACAACUGACAAUUUCAAUGUGGCACAUUGAGCACACACUAAUAUGUUUAGUAUUCUGCAGCCUGUGGGAUACCCAACAUGCAUUUGACGUCGUGCGUCAACUUUUGUGAUGCUUACGCGCACACUGCGGCUUUUUAAGUUUCUUUCUGCACAUCAGACGGAAAGGUGCGAUCGUGGAUAAGAUGGAUUCAGAAAACAGGGAAUAAAAUCUUAUUAUAUAGGUCAGAUAUUUUGGGAAUUUGCCUGCGGUGCUCCACGUGCGUAAUGAGGAGUAUGGCUGUAAAUAGAAGAAUUAAGGCGCCGAGGCUUUAUGAAGGGAUGGAAAGCAUGUCAGUGUAGUUUAUCCUGAGGGGGCUGAGGAAGGGAAUUACUCAUUGCUCACACUAACACCGGCACGUGCGUCUAUGUCACCACCGGAGGGGUCCCCAGAUCCAUGGAUAAAACGGCACAGAAGGCAGCAGAAUGGUUGUUGUGAGAGCGGAUAACGGAACCUUCGGCAGCGGCAACAUGAGGUCGUCGUUCAUGAUAGAGGACAGAGCCGGUGGCGGAGAUCCCGGGGGCUCCACCAACAUGAUGAUCUCGGAGGCUCUUGCGCCCAGGCUGCUGAAGAUUGCGCAGGACGCCGCAGAGGCUGCAGUAGCUGCGGCAGCAGCGACUUCUCCGUCCACCUCCAGUCAGCCGCUGGUCAUGGAGACGAACGGGACCCGGUGCGGCGAGCAGAUUCUGAGCUACGGCCGUGUGGAGAAGGUCCUGAUCGGCGGUGUCCUCACUAUGCUCACGCUGUCCACCAUCUGUGGGAACUUACUGGUGGUCAUCUCCGUGUGCUUCGUCAAGAAGCUGCGCCAGCCAUCCAACUAUUUGAUCGUUUCCCUGGCUGUAGCGGACCUCUCUGUGGCUCUUGCCGUGAUGCCGUUCGUCAGCAUCACAGACCUGAUCGGCGGUCAGUGGAUAUUCGGACAGUUCUUCUGUAACGUUUUUAUUGCCAUGGAUGUGAUGUGCUGCACCGCGUCUAUUAUGACUCUAUGCGUAAUAAGCAUUGACAGGUAUUUGGGUAUCACAAAACCCCUGACUUAUCCUGUCCGUCAAAAUGGUUGUUGCAUGGCCAAGAUGAUCCUGUCAGUGUGGCUUCUCUCUGCCUCCAUCACCCUCCCCCCUUUGUUCGGUUGGGCGCAGAACGUCAAUGAUGGCAGAGUGUGCCUCAUCAGUCAGGACUUUGGCUACACAGUGUACUCAACGGCUGUGGCCUUCUACAUCCCCAUGUCAGUGAUGUUGUUCAUGUACUAUAGGAUCUACAGAGCAGCAAAGCUCAGCGCUGCAAAGCACACCAUAACUGGCUUCCCCAGAGAGAAGGAGCAGGUUGCAGGGGUGGCUCCUCGAGGGGGGAGAGCCACACACGAGGCUAAUAGGCCAGCAGAGUCUGGAGAGACUGGAAGUGUGGAGGGGACCGAGGCAGACCAGGAGGAAGAGGAUGAGGAGAGCCUGGACUGUGUGUCUGCAGCGUUGAAGCUCCAGCGUGAGGUGGAGGAGGAGUGCAGCACACGUGUAUCCCGCCUCCUUAAGAGCGGCGAGCACCACCAGCGCCGGAAGCGGAAAAACCAAUCCAUCUUCAAACGGGAGCAGAAGGCAGCAGCCACUCUGGGCAUCGUAGUUGGUGCCUUCAGUUUCUGCUGGCUGCCGUUCUUCUUGGUGUCCACUGCGAGGCCAUUUGUAUGUGGCAUCGAGUGCAGCUGUGUUCCACUCUGGCUGGAAAGAACUCUGUUGUGGCUGGGCUAUGCCAACUCACUUAUUAAUCCCUUCAUUUAUGCUUUUUUCAACCGUGAUCUGAGGACCACCUACAGUAACCUCCUGCGGUGCCGUUACAGGAACAUCAAUCGGAAGCUGUCGGCAGCUGGCAUGCACGAGGCUCUGAAACUGGUGGAGAAGCCAGACAAUGAUGUGUAAAGCUGUUCAUCCGCCAAACAGUGGUGCUGCAGAGACUAAAAGCCUAUCUAGGCAUCUGUGGCUCUAACCACCAGGCUGUCAGACUGCUUGCUGCUCCAAAUUUGUCAACCCAGUCACCAUAAUAACAUAUUGGCAUCAUACAUUUCUGCAAACCAUGUAUACUGUAAAUGUUAGUGAGUGAAAAACAGGGUUAAUAUUAACAUGUCUGUUUAUUUAUUUAUUUGUUAUUGCCACUUAAAGGUGCAGUAGACAGAAAUCAGAAACAGGCAAAAAAGAGAGAAAAAAAAACUGUUGAAUUUAGACACAUCCUCCUCUUGCAGCUCUACAUUAGGUGUUUGAAGAGAGGUCAUAUAAUACAUCCAUGAGCUCUAACACUCUCCUUCACUGUUCCUUAUAAGUUCCCCUUUCACUGUAUCACUGACCUAUCACUGUCUUCUGUCAUGGGCUAGAAUUGUCCUCUCAGACCAUUUGAAUUACACUAUGCUGAACAAAUAGUGUGGAAUUUAUGCCAAUGACUACGAAAAAUAUUACCCAUUGUAACUUUACUCCAGUAGCUUUACAACGAUGUGUAUUUCAAAUAAAGUGAAAAAAAAACAAAACAAAAAAAAAACAACAACAACAUCUUUUUCUCUUUAUUUUUUGCUUAAAAAAUGAAUGAUUUUGUCACCAAUUUUAAGGAUAGCUGACUUUGGCUUAAUAAGAUAACUCAGCUAUUACCAAGCUAGAAUCCCUAAGCUAACGCAAUUUGCAUCAUAUCCCACUAAAGGAAUAUGAUUGUUGUCCUUAGAUCAUUUUCAUCCCUACUUCUAUAUUCCAAGAGUGAGGCCAAUAUCUACAAUAAAUAUGUUUUUUAUUUUCCUUGUAAUAAACACAACUUCCAUACAUGUUGGUAAAACUGCCAGUGGCUAGAGCCUGACUUGUUCUCAAUAAAAAUCAACAGAGUUUGGUUAUAUGUAAGACUAUUUAGACAUUUUGUAGUAGAGGCUGUUUACAGUAGUAAAAGCUCACAUGAAGUAAUGACUUGUUCACACAAUAAUAGUUUUGUAUGUAGUUACAAUAUUUUAUUUGUGAACAAGAUUCAAAAUAUCUUACAUUCUGGGACUUGAUGGGUUCCAUAAUUUCCUGACCCUAACUAAAGCAUUUUAAUUCCUUUAAUCCUAAAAACAGUCUUAAACUAAUUGGUAGUAUGUCUAAUUUCCACUCCAAUCACUUCUUAAACUCUGAUUAAAGUAAAAAGGGGUAAAAACACACCAACAUGGUGGUGGUGGCCCAGUUGGACAUAGACACAACAUUUGUAAUAUUGCCUCAAUAUUGUAAUAUUGAUGUGAAAUGAAGCUAUCAAGAUGUGAUUGAAGUGUGGAUUUUCAGCUUCAAGUCAGGUUAUAUGUAGAUAUCUUGAUAUGAUGUGAAUGCUUCAUUUAUGUAAUGUGUGUCCAUGUUUUGCAGAAACAUACAAUAGUAACAUUUUUGCCUGUGACUGGGUUGACUUUAUACAAUGGUUGCAAUGAAGAGGUGGACUGCUGCUGCUAAUAAAAGAUGCACAUGAAGGCACAGAGAUAAAAAAAAAAAAAAGAGUUAAUUUUUUUUCUCCUGGGAAUUAUGAAACUGUAGUUCCCUGGUGUUGAAUUCAAGUUAUUCAAACAGUAGCUGCUGCUGUACAUGAGUUUAAUUACAAGAACUGAAUGAUAAUUGCCACCUGUCAUCUGGUGAAGUCCUACAAUUGUAAAGGCUGCUGCCUUGGUACUGAUACUGACUGCAGAACAGUCUUUUGCACAUAAUAUUGCUACAAAAGCUAAAGGAGCUUAAAAAAAAAAAGUGACUUAACAUGUGUCUCAAACAUCUCAAAUUGAUGAAAAUUUUGUUGUUGCGUGUUUUAGUAUUUUCAGUUUGAGCCAAGGAAAACCUUUCCCCAGAAACAAAAAAAAUGGAGGAGUUCUUGGAUCUCAAUCAGCCCAUGAGGCAAAAACUUUUAAUAUAUCCACUGUGGUCCCUGGUUAAUGCAACAACACAAGUUUUUCAGUGACUCUAAAUGUUGAGGUUGGUUUCAAUGGACAAGCAUGGGGAAAGUAGAGUGUAACGAUUAAACUCACCUGACAUGUAAAAAUUUGUACACAAAUGAAUAGUCACUCUAAGCUGAUGGGACAAAACUUCUGCCAGAGGCUAGAAUAUCUGUUGUACUUCAUAUGAGUUACUAGCUUUUUGAAAUUGCCUCUUUUUUGUCAGUAUCACUAUGUGUUGAAUGUGUCAGGACUUAGUCUCUAGUUACCACCUCCUUCCUAAAAAUCUUUUAUUAAACAAUCUUUUAUGUGACGAGGCAGCUCACUUAGAAAAAAUAAGUAAAUAUAU